Messenger RNA from Taeniopygia guttata (zebra finch), 2467 nucleotides. The record is from RefSeq and is a predicted model, not a curated record. NCBI's taxonomy places the organism in Eukaryota, Metazoa, Chordata, Aves, Passeriformes, Estrildidae.
CCCAGCCGUGUCCCCGCAGUGACCCACCGGUGCCGGUCCCGGUGCCGUGCCGUGGCGCAGGAUGCUGCGGCGCUCCUGGCGCUCGCUGUUCUCGGGCCGGCUGCUGCUCCUCACCAACACCCUGAGCUGCGGGGGGCUCCUGGCGGCGGGGGACAGCCUGCAGCAGCGCUGGCACCGCCACCGGCACCCCGAGAGCCCCGUGCAGCCCGCGCGCACCGGGCGGAUGUUCGUGGUGGGCUGCAGCCUGGGGCCGCCGAUGCAUUUCUGGUACCUGUGGCUGGACGCGGCGUUCCCCGCCCGCGGCGCGCGCUGCCUCAGGACGGUGCUGAAGAAGGUGCUGCUGGACCAGCUGGUGGCCUCGCCCAGCCUGGGGGCCUGGUACUUCGUGGCCAGCGGCACCCUGGAGGGCCAGACUCUGCAGGAGAGCUGGGACGAGCUGAAGGAGAAAUUUUGGGAACUGUACAAGGCCGACUGGAGCGUGUGGCCGGCGGCGCAGAUCCUCAAUUUCCUCUUCGUGCCGCCCGCCUACCGCGUGUUUUACGUCAACGUGGUGACCCUGGGCUGGGACACCUACCUGUCCUACCUCAAACACCGGCCGCGCAGCGCCAGCGCCUAGAGAGGGACGGGGCUCCAGAGGAUCCUGCCAGACGGGUUCUGGGCAUCCUGGAUUUCUGGGCAUCCUGGAUUUCUGGGCAUCAAACCUUUCCGGGCAUCCUGGAUUUCUGGGCAUCCUGGAGCACCCCAGCCAGACCCAGCACCUGCCGCUGAUUAACUCAUCUGCUAAUUACAGAUGAGCUGGGGUCGUAAGAACCUCUUGUUGCAGGAGAACCUCUGAAGUGAUUUCUUGGUGAGGAGGAGCUGCUGCAGCCCCUGGGAAAGGUCCUGGCUGGAUUUGUUCCCUCUCCAGAGCAAACCAGUCCCUUGCUGCUCCAGCACCUUCCGUUCACCUGGAUCCCCAGCACGGAGAUUUUGGGAAGGAAUUCUUCCCCGUGAGGGUGGGGAGGCCCUGGGAUGGAACUCCCGGAGCAGCUGUGGCUGCCUCUGGAUCCCUGGAAGUGUCCAGGGGCAGUUUAAGGUGUCCCUGCCAUGGCAGGGGUGGGAUGGGAUGGGAUUGAAGGUCAUUCCAAGCCAAACCCGCUCCGUGCUCCGCUCUGGCUGCCCCUCUGCUCUCCCUGCAGCUCCUCACUCCUUCCCCUGCUGCUUUUUCUCCUCCAGCUCAGGGAUAAAAUCAUUUCCCCCGAGCUGCCUCAGCUCCCCCGGCUGCGGGCGGGGGCUGCAGCCACCUGGAUCCUCUAUAAAUAGGGAUGAGAUUGCGCCCGCCGGCUCUGCGGCAGGAGGGGGGGGUUGGAGCCAAAUUUUGGCAGAUUUUGGGCCAUCACAUCCCUCUGCUCCCAGCCCUGGGCAAGCUGGAUGCUCCCUGCAUAAGCCCAAGAAGUGAAUUAUUGCCAGUGGCAAGGAAAAUUGCCUGAAUGGGAUUUUUUUUUUUUUUUCCCUUGAUUUUUAAAGCUGUGCCUUAAUGCUGUGCCCUGGUCCCUGCUGCCACACACCCGGGGCAGCAGCAGGGAGCCAUUUGGGGGAUGAUAAUUUAAAAAUUCCAAUUAAUUUUGCUCCUCUCUGGCAACUCAGGGACCCCGAGGAACUUCUGAUCAGCAUUGGUUUAUUUCUUCACAACAUUUCUUUUAAUACAGUGAUUUUUAGGAAAUUGUACUCUUUUUUUUUUUUGACACUUUUGACAUUUGUACAGUACAGUGUAACUCUUCCAUAAGUAAACUUCACAAAAAAGAGGAGGGGGGGGGGAAAGGGGAGGGAAGGAGAUGGAAUCAUGGUUGGGAGGGGAGGAAAUAGAGGGAAAUCUGUAAAAUAAAGACACAGCGCUCCAGGAAAAAUAAAUAAAAGGGCAGCUCUGUCAUGGCUACGGGAAUAUCCACUUAUUCACAGUCUCCACAGAAGCACAGAACUACAGGAACACGAGAUCCCAAAUCCCUGGAGCAAAGCAGCCACGAUCUAACCCUGCUCACCCCCCACGAGCCCACCCCGGGGCCGAUUCGCUCCAGUUGGCUCGGCCUCGCUGAUGGAUCGAAUCAAUUUCUCAUUUUAAAUCUUAUUUCAAUAAUAACAGCUUUGUUGUCGUUUGGUUGUGGGGGUGGGGGUGGGUUUUUGUUUUUUGGGGGGUUUUUUUUGUGUUUUUUUUUUUUUUAAUGUGAUAUUCACAAGCAAGGUUAUCACACCGAGAGAAACAAAAAAAAAAAAUCAGAAUAUAUAUAUAUAUAUGUAUAUAAAUGCACCACCACGGCCACAGCACAGCAGGUCACGCGCACAGCGUCACUUCCUACGCCUAUUUACAAGGAAUUUCUGUAUGUACAAGGAGGAAGACGGCGGGAGCAUAAAUUAGCAUCUAUUUAUACAAAUAAACAAGAGUCAGGAAAUAUCCAUCCAGCUGGAGGGGCAGGAAAGCCGGGCACGGAGA